UCAUGUUGACAGUUGUUGUAGGUGCUUACAGUAGAUAAUUAAAGUAGGCAUGUACAUUUACCGUCAUAUGACUUUAAUAAAACGUAGCUAACCAUAAUUGUAAGCACAAACUUGGAUUUUAUAACCUGUAGUUUGUUAUAUAAUAACCAAGUUUACAAUAAUGAAAUUACCACAUAAAAAAGUGAUGAGUCAAUUCUUGAAUGUAGAAUUGGCGCUAAAUGGACGGGGUCGUUUUUGUGGAAAGAUGAAUAAGGUAGAAGCUGGUGAAGUAUUUGGAGAUUGGCAGUACCAUCGUGAAAUAGGCAGUGGUGGCUUUGGACUUGUAACAGCAUGGAAGAAUCAGAUAACCAGUGAAAUGCUUGUCAUUAAGCAGUGCAAGCAAAAACUUGAUCCUAGAAACAAGGGUCGCUGGCAAGACGAAAUCCAGCUCAUGAACUCCAAUAAACACAUAAAUUUAGUUGCUGGCCGUCCUAUUCCAACAGAGAUUGAAAAUGCUUUGAGAAGUCCAGAACCAUUGUUGGGACUUGAAUAUUGUGAGAGCGAUUUAAGAAAGCUCCUUGGUAAUGCAAUACACAGUUGUGGCUUAAAAGAAAAAAUGGUUGUAAAUAUAUUAAAAGAUGUUUCAUGUGGCUUAGAAUUUCUUCACAAAAAAAACAUUGUCCAUAGAGACUUAAAGCCUGAAAAUAUCUUGUUGUGUCAUCAAGGUAAUAAUGUAAUCUACAAGAUAACAGAUCUAGGCUAUGCUAAGCAACUUGAUGCCAGAAGUAUAUGUAUGUCUUUUGUUGGUACUAUUCAAUAUUUGGCUCCUGAAUUAUACGAUUAUCAAAGUGGUUAUAACCGAACAGCAGACUACUGGAGUUUUGGUACUGUUAUUUUUGAAUGUAUAACUGGAACCAGGCCCUUUUUGUUGACAGAACAUGCUUUUCAGUGGCCAAAAUUAAUUAAAGACAAAAGCGAUCAACACAUAUGGGGUUACAACGAUGAUUUAUCAAACAGUGUGAAGUUUUGCGCAGAUAUUCCGUCUCCUAACCACAUGUGUCCACCCCUUUUAGAUGCAUUCAAAAACUGGCUUCAAAUGGUUUUAAAACAUGACCCAAAAACCCGUGGCAAGAAUGAGAAAGGAGAAAUAAUUUGUUACACAACGAUUAGUAGCAUUCUUGACAUGAAAAUCAUUCACAUCCUGAAUGUGUUGACGUGUAUUGACGUUGCGUAUGAAUGUCGACCUGACGACUGUGGGAGCCAUUUAAAAGCUUUCCUCAAAGAGCACACAGGUAUUCCUAUUAAAAACCAAUUAAUCUUAUUUCCAUGUGGUGAUGAACUAGAAGAUGAUGAUAGUUUAGAAAGAUGUCAUCAACAACCAGAUUUGAUUUACUUAUUUAACAAAAACAAGCGCGCUGAGCACAAUAUCAAUAUCUUCUUGUCGCAACGCGUGCGAGAGCUUGCAGGCUCGCCAGACGAAUUACGUAAAUAUCCAGACUUGAAGCUGUAUUGGUCUCACUCUCUGUACGACUGCAGUAAAAUGGCAUCAGAAUAUGAACAGCUGCUUCGUGGUCAGCGGGCACUAAUGAUUAACAUGGUGCGCACAAAGUAUAAAAAAUGCGAGCAGUUGAAAGAAGAGUUCGUGAAAGCAGCAAUCCGGCUUGACUCUAUUAUCAAUAUAUAUGAAGAAAGUUACAAUUGCGAUUUACAAUUUUACAAAAAGACUGACCUCACAGAGGAAGAGGCAAGUUUUUUGGAGGAAUGGAGAGUAAUGUAUGAUGAAGUAAAAAGUUUUGCAGAGUGUAUUAACAACGAUAUACUCAAAGAAAUUACUCAAGUACAAGAACAGUGUUCGCAGUUGCAACAAAGCCCACUGAUCUCUGAACAGAAACAAAAUGAAUUGGAAGAAUUGUCGUGUCAAGCGGAGAAAAAAGUAGACAAACUGCGGAGAGCGCCUCCAGAGUACAAAGAUAAGAAACAUGACUCGAAACAUAUCUAUGAAAUAAUAAUGAAAUGUGUCUCCGAAAAGGAAAGGUUGCUUCGAAUUUUUUAUGAGCAUCUCAAGAAAGUCGUGGUUAAUAGAUAUAAGUUGACCGAUUUAAUUAACAAAAUCUCAGAACAAAAUCAAGUUUUAAAGGAUAAAGCAGACAUAAUUCUAAAGAGACAGUUAUAUAGACAAGGUUUAUUAUGGAGAUUAUUUGGUUCUCAGUUAUCCUCGCCAGGGAGUUCUAUGACGUCAAAUAACUCGUUUAUACCAAGCAUGAUGAGCAAACUAGACACUGCAGAUGAAAGUGAAAGCAGCAGCCAAAUUAUUGACGACAUGGAAGACACUUUUAAAAAACUGGAAAAUCUUCUAAACAAUGAGGAUGAACAAGGUAGCGAUAUUCCUUCGCCGCCCAAUGAUAAAUAUGGACCUGUUAGGUCAGCAACAGUUGACGGAUCAUCGACACAGAAAGCGUGCAUCAAUAAAGAACCACUACGCAACCGAAGAGAAUCCGCACCAGCUAGUUAUUCCUUACCAGAGGAUAGUUUUCACCGACCAGGUUCACAUGUUCGGCCAUCGCAUGACAUUAGCAUACCUCGGAUUCCUAGAGUAUUUUCAGAAGAACGUGGUCCGAUUUCCGUGUCACCUUCUGGAAUGAAUCGCUCUUCUGUUCGAGUAUCAAACAUCCAGACUCAUACGCGUCAUCCGAACUAUAGCAGUGUUCAACAACCAGCUUCUUAUCCGUAUCAAGGACCGCAGUCUCUUGAGUAUAGGAGAAACCCAGUUCCUGAGUAUGGACCAACUAUAACAGAGCAUCUGCAUACUUCAAACAGUCAUCUAACACGCCAAGGUCAUGUAUAUUUUUGUGAUCUAAACAAGCACCAGCACACAAGCUUAUCUAGCUCGCCAAGUAGUGCAUCCGAGCUGUGCGUUCUAAAUCCAGUGACUAUCAAUGACUCGACGCAUUUUGGCACCAUGUCAGGUUAUAGAGACACGCCUAUUCCUGGGCCUUCACCAAACGCAAGUUAUCUAAACAAUACAGAUUUUUACAAUCAGGGGUACUUUAAAAAUGGACAUAUUCGAUCAACGAAUGUUGGCGGACGGACAACGCCUGGUGCACGUACAUAAAACUUUAUUUUUAAAGUUUUUUUUUUCUAUUUAAAAAGUAUAAUAAAUUCAUCGCCUUAUGUCUGUUUUUAGCUUUUUUAUAUUGCCACGUUGUACAGAAUGUUACAGUAAGUAGAAGAAAAAAAUAUCUUCCUCUCUUUUUUCUUUGUGGAAAAUGAAUUGCUUCGUAUUGUAGUCAAAUCUAAUUUGAAGAAGCAUAAUUUUUAUGUUUACGUUUAGCAUAUGUGUAUGUGUUUUUAUCGCGGGACGAAUUGAAUUUUUUAAAAAACAUUUUGUAAAUGAAUGGCAGUUUUAUUCUUUAAAUUUGUUGUAUUUAUUUGAAGUACGUAUUUUGUCUUCUGGUACCGCUAGCACCGAGCUUUACAUUCCAUCAAA
Molecule: messenger RNA, 3466 nt
Organism: Hydractinia symbiolongicarpus
Lineage: Eukaryota; Metazoa; Cnidaria; Hydrozoa; Anthoathecata; Hydractiniidae
Product: inhibitor of nuclear factor kappa-B kinase subunit alpha-like
Exons: 13
Coding region: 161-3091 (976 amino acids)
Biological process (GO): tumor necrosis factor-mediated signaling pathway; peptidyl-serine phosphorylation; positive regulation of transcription by RNA polymerase II
Cellular component (GO): IkappaB kinase complex; cytoplasm
Molecular function (GO): IkappaB kinase activity; ATP binding
Source: RefSeq, a predicted model, not a curated record